AUGAGACUGAGUGGUACGACCCAAGCCCUACAUGACCCCUUCGAAGAGAAUGCCCUGAUUCUUUAUGAACCUCCCAAGCAGAGUGCGCAUGAUCAACUGAAAUUAUCCAAAGAGAGUAAGUCGGUGCAUGUUGUUGUUGAUCCAGUGCUAACAAAAGUUCUUAGACCUCACCAAAGAGAAGGAGUUAAGUUCAUGUAUGACUGUGUAACUGGAGUCCAAAUUGAAGGAAGCACUGGAUGUAUUAUGGCUGAUGAAAUGGGUUUGGGCAAGACCCUACAAUGCAUUACGUUACUGUGGACUCUGCUGAAGCAAGGACCAGCUUGUAAACCAACCAUCGAUAAGGCCAUGGUAGUCGCCCCAAGUAGUCUUGUUAAAGUUGAGCAGUACGUGAACUUCAGAGGUCGCAGGAAUCCACAGGCCGUCCUCAUCAUCUCCUAUGAGACAUUCAGGAUGCACGCUGAUGUCCUACACAAGGGAGUAGUCGGUCUGGUCAUUUGCGAUGAGGGCCAUAGGCUGAAGAACAAUGAGAACCAGACGUAUCAGGCGCUGAUGAAGCUGAAUGCAGAGCGCAGAGUACUUCUAUCUGGCACACCCAUCCAGAACGAUCUCCUCGAGUACUACAGUCUCGUGCAUUUCGUCAAUAGGGAUAUUUUAGGUACUGCCCAGGAGUUUAAGAAAAAAUUUGAGACGCCGAUAUUGAGAGGGAGAGAUGCUGACGCAAGUGAGAGUGAUCAUCUUAAAGGGAAGGAGAAGUUGCAAGAGCUCCUAUCUAUAGUUAACAAAUGCAUCAUCCGACGAACCCAGGCCCUACUAACGCAGUAUCUACCAGUCAAAUAUGAACAGGUUGUAUGUUGCAGGCUGAGUGACAUGCAACAGCAACUCUACAGAAAGGUCAUCACCUCGAAGGUCACACUGAAUGCCCUCUUAAAGGCAGGUCAGCAGGGGUCAACAUCGUCAUCAUCGUCGUCGUCGCUAGCUUCCAUUACGAAUUUGAAAAAACUUUGCAAUCACCCAGACCUGGUUUUCGAGAAGUGUUUGAAUGGUGAGGACGGUUUUGAGGAUUGUUCCUCUAUCUUCCCACACGGAUACAAACCGUCACAAGUCUCUCCCGCCAUGUCAGGAAAGUUCCAGGUCUUAGAUACCCUACUUGCACUCAUUAGAACGACAACCAAUGAUAAGGUCGUACUGGUGUCAAACUAUACACAGACGCUGGAUCUGUUUGAGAAGCUCUCUAGACAAAGAAAGUUUAGUUCGGACUUCAUCUUUAUGCUAAGUAGCAAAGCAGGGGGCUGUGGCCUAAAUCUGAUUGGGGCCAAUCGCCUCGUGAUGUUUGACCCGGAUUGGAAUCCAGCCAAUGACGAUCAAGCAAUGGCCCGCGUGUGGCGGGAUGGACAGAAGAAGCAGUGCUACAUCUAUCGAUUCAUCUCUACAGGUACAAUAGAAGAGAAGAUGCUACAAAGGCAGUCACACAAGAAAGCACUGAGCAGUUGUGUGGUGGAUAUGGAGGAAGAUGUGGAGAGGCAUUUCAGCCUGGGUGAUCUUCGAGAUCUCUUCACACUUAAUGAUAACACUAUCAGUGAUACACAUGAUAAAUUCAAGUGUAGGCGUUGCGUCUCGAACAUUCAGACGAAGCCCCCAGGCGAGGGCACGGAUUGUAAUAGUGACCUAUCUCAGUGGCAUCACUGCGCUGACAGGAAGGGGCUUGAAGAUACCCUCAUGAAGAACCUUAUGCAUAACGGUAACUUGGUGAGUUUUGUCUUUUGGCACCAGUCCCAUGAACAGCAGAGGAAAACCGUCUGA
Molecule: messenger RNA, 1800 nt
Organism: Helobdella robusta
Lineage: Eukaryota; Metazoa; Annelida; Clitellata; Rhynchobdellida; Glossiphoniidae
Exons: 16
Coding region: 1-1800 (599 amino acids)
Biological process (GO): reciprocal meiotic recombination; double-strand break repair via synthesis-dependent strand annealing
Cellular component (GO): nucleus
Molecular function (GO): ATP-dependent chromatin remodeler activity; ATP binding; DNA translocase activity
Source: RefSeq, a predicted model, not a curated record